AUGCUUCCUUUUAUAAGAUUUAUGCUGUGCUUAUUUUACCUGAUGGUCUUUGUGGAGAACAGAGAGUUCACAAUGAAGAGACAACCAAGGCAGCUGGAUAUGCCAAGUCACCUGUACAAGAAGUGUCUCGAUGUGACCAAGAUCCUCACAGGAAAGCCUCAACCCCUCCUAAGAGUGGACAGCCAUGAUUUCACCAUGAGGCCUGCCUUUGGAGGCCCAGCAAUCCCAGUAGGUGUGGACGUGCAGGUGGAGAGCCUGGACAGCAUCUCAGAGGUGGACAUGGACUUCACCAUGACCCUGUACUUGCGGCACUACUGGAAGGAUGAGCGGCUGGCCUUCCCCAGCUCCAACAACAAGAGCAUGACCUUCGAUGGGCGGCUAGUGAAGAAGAUCUGGGUGCCUGAUGUGUUCUUUGUGCACUCCAAGCGUUCCUUCAUUCAUGAUACCACCACAGACAACGUGAUGCUACGGGUGUUCCCCGAUGGACAUGUACUCUACAGAAUCACAGUCACGGCUAUGUGCAAUAUGGACUUCAGCCACUUCCCCCUGGAUUCCCAGACCUGUUCUUUGGAGCUAGAAAGCUUCAUAUUAAUGAGUUUUUCUCUCCUAAAGAUGGCAUACACAGAUGAAGAUCUGAUGUUAUACUGGAAGAAUGGGGACGAAUCCCUGAAGACAGAUGAGAUCUCCCUAUCUCAGUUUCUGAUUCAGAAAUUUCACACCACAUCCCGACUGGCCUUCUAUAGUAGCACCGGCUGGUACAAUCGUCUGUACAUUAACUUCACGUUGCGGCGCCACAUCUUCUUCUUCUUGCUCCAAACUUACUUCCCUGCCACCCUAAUGGUCAUGUUGUCCUGGGUGUCUUUCUGGAUCGACCGCAGAGCUGUGCCCGCCAGAGUCUCACUAGGUAUCACCACGGUGCUGACCAUGUCUACCAUCAUAACCGGUGUGAAUGCCUCCAUGCCCCGUGUCUCCUACAUCAAGGCUGUGGACAUCUAUCUGUGGGUCAGUUUUGUAUUCGUGUUCCUCUCGGUGCUGGAAUAUGCGGCCGUCAAUUACCUGACCACUGUGCAGGAGCACAAAGAGCGGAAGCUUCGAGACAAGUUGUCCUGCAUGUGCGGAAUCCUUCCGUCCAGAACCGUGAUGCUGGAUGGGAGCUGCAGUGAAUCUGAAGCCAACAGCCUGGCAGGGUACCCAAGAGGCUCGAUUCUGAUGGAGGAAGAAAGGCAAGACAAAAUCGUGGUGCAUCUGGCCCUGGCCAAUGAGUUCAGCUCAUCCAGGAAGAAAGGACUGCUGAAGGGACAGAUGGGUCUUUGCAUCUUCCAGAACACCCACACCAUUGACAAGUACUCCAGGCUGAUUUUCCCUGCAGCCUAUGUCUUUUUUAACUUAAUUUAUUGGUCAGUAUUUUCCUAGGGGCCCUGACUCACCUUCUGGAGAUGCACCAACCCUCACCUGAUCAUCCUGGA
Molecule: messenger RNA, 1466 nt
Organism: Suncus etruscus (white-toothed pygmy shrew)
Lineage: Eukaryota; Metazoa; Chordata; Mammalia; Eulipotyphla; Soricidae
Product: gamma-aminobutyric acid receptor subunit rho-2-like
Biological process (GO): chemical synaptic transmission; nervous system process; monoatomic ion transmembrane transport
Cellular component (GO): membrane; neuron projection; GABA-A receptor complex
Molecular function (GO): GABA-A receptor activity; neurotransmitter receptor activity; extracellular ligand-gated monoatomic ion channel activity
Source: RefSeq, a predicted model, not a curated record